UAAAAAAAUAGGUUUAAUUUUAAUUUAAGCAUUAUCAAUAUAAAAAUUAUCAAACUACUAAUACUUUAAGUCAUGUCAAUAUCAAUGAGUGAUCUAAAAUCUUUUGAUGAUGAACAACAACAAGCUGUGAACAAACAUAUGCCUUUAAAAAAGACAUUUAGAUCGUUAGUUAAUAUCAAUCAAGACUCAAACUAUUCAGCAUACAAAUUUUCAAAUAAAAAUCAAAGCUCUAAUAAGACACAUGGUUGUGAUUGCUCAAAGCUAUUAGAUGAUUGUCAUCAUGAUGUUAUUUUAGAAAAUAAAGUUUCAAAAAUUAUAGAUACAAAUAUAGAAAAACCAGAUAGUUUAAUUUCUGAUAAUCUAAUCACUGAUAAAACUAUUUCAAAAAAUAUGCAAAAUUCGUCAAUUUUAAAUUGUGUUUCUUCCUCUUUUGAAGGGUAUGAAAAUUCUGACAAUAAAAGUAAUGUCAACAAUGAAUUGUUGUUUCAUAAAAAAGAAGAAUCUACCAAAACACAUUGGCUUAAAGGACAGUUGCACAAUUAUAUAUUUAAGUCUAAAGAUUAUUACAAUAAACGCUUAUCUCUUGAUGGUACUGAUCAAUUACAUAGAGAUGAUCAAAAUCUUAAUUCUUUUAAAGUAUUACAAAAUACUUCAGAAGUAAAUUUUCCUUUAAGCUUAACUACUAUGACAACAGAUGAAAGUCACUUGCCUUUGCUUGAAACUUCCCAGCAUACGUAUCGAAAUGAGAAAACUUCUAGAAGUCGUAUUUUUAAAAAUCAAAACAGUAAUCAACUUCGUAACCAGAUCCCUCCAGAUCAACCACCUACACCAAAAAAAGAUAAAAUAGAUAAUUCUAAAGCACCUAAAUCUCCUCGUUUAACAUUUUCUGAAUUAUUAAGUUCACAGAACAAAAUUCUGACACAAAAUACUGAAAAUUCAGGUGUUGUACCUGCAGGAUCAUCUUUAAAUAAAGACUUAUCUAUGAGUAGUUUAGAAAUUAAUGCACUUACUGAACUCUGUGUUCACGAAGAUUUAAAAGAUAAUCUGUAUCCACAACAAACUAUAAAUGUAAGUUUUUAUCAGCUAUUUGGAUUUUCAUUAAUAAUGUUUGCAUACAUGAUGUCUUUUUACCCAAAACUUUUAAACGGAAUAUUUACUGGAGCUCUUAUAUCUUAUUUAUACUGUUGCUUUUCAAUUAUCAAAUUGUGUCCCUCAAUUGAAAGUAUUCAAGAAUAUCGUAAAGAAUUGAAAUUUUAUUUUGAAGAAAGUGCAAAAGUUGUUGAAGGAAUCAAUAGAGUUCCCAAACCUGAGGUUUUACAAAAGCCAAAAGAUUUAAAAGGUUGGUUACAAGUUGCAGAUACAUACUGGGAUUAUUUAUUAGAAAAAUCUAAUUUAAAAGAUGCAUAUGUUGCGAUACAUGAAAACACUCUUUAUAUAUUUAUGUGUCAGUAUAAUAUUUUAGGCAAAUCAAAUAAACCUUUAGUUCAACCAAAGAGAAAUAACAAAGGGCAAAAUGAAAAUGUUAUUGAUCAAGAUCCAGCAUUUUUAUUUGAACAUGAAUAUCAUUUUGAUUUGUCUAAAUGUUGUUUUGAGUUAAAGCCUGAUGACUUACCAAUGCGGCGUUUGUGGAAUAAAAAAUACCCAAUGAAGUUUUCUGUUCCUAUUGGUGAGUUUAAGAAGAGAAAAAUUAAAAUAACUUUAGAGGAACUCACAUCAAAUUUAAAUGAUGUAUUAAAUAACUGCAGUUGUGAUGAUAACAAAAAUGAAUUAAUUUUGAAUACUGAAGAGGAGUUAUUUUACUUAUUUGUAAAUACAGGCAGAGAAAAGGAAUUUUGGUUUUAUCGAAUUCAGCUUUCUGUUUUUCCUUUAAAACAUCAAGUUACAUUUGAUGAUAUAAAAAAUAAAUGUACUUUAGAUCAGCCAGCAAAAUCUUAUCCUCAUUACAUGGUAGAACUAAUUACUGAAAGUGAGCACUUAAUGCAAAAAAAUAUUAACGGAAAAAAAGUUGAACCACAUUUAGCAUGGCUCAAUGUUUUCCUCGGCAGAGCAUUCUGGGAUUUUUGGCAUGAUAAUUAUUGGAUUGAUAAACUUCAUCAAAAAAUUCAGUCUCGUUUAAGCAAAAUCAGUACUCCUCCUUUUAUAAUGGACAUUAAACUAACUGAGUUAAAUUGUGGACAUAACAUUCCUAUUAUUCACAAAGGAUCUCUUCCUGUUCUCGAUGAAUACGGUGUUUGGUCUGAUUUGCAAGUUUCCUAUAAAGGCUCUUUUACUCUGACUUUAGAAACUCAGCUAAAUGUGGACUACUACAGUGGUUUAAUUUCUGGAAUUGUAAAAGAAAAUUGUGGAAAUACCGCUACUAAAAUGUCAGAUAUUUCAAACGAGUUUGAAGAUGGAAAUGAAAAUGACAGCGUUUAUCAUGAUGAAAUUCCUGAUGUAUAUUUAGAUGCUUUUGAUUCGCAUGAUUCAAGUUUAGAAGCAGAUAGUACAGUUAUGUCAGAUCCAAGAACCAAAGCAUUUCUAGAAAGCAACCCAGGUAAAAGAUUAGUUGGACUCGUCUCUUGGUUAGCUAAAUCAAAGAUUGCAAAACGAGUUGCGGAGACAGAGUUUGCAAAAAAAGCAUAUACUAGAGUAUGUGAGAAAUUUCGUAAAAUGCCAAUUAUACUCAAAGUUGAAAUUCAAAGUUUGAAAGGCAAUUUGGCAGUUAAUUUGCCACCGCCCCCAUCAAAUAGACUUUGGUUUGGAUUUCGAGGUAACCCUGCCAUAUUCAUAUCUGCAUCUCCUAAAGUUGGAGAAAAACAAGUUCGACUUAAUUAUCUCACCAGUUGGAUAGAAAAAAAGCUGAAGGAAGAAUUCAAGAAAUAUUUGGUUUUACCCGCAAUGCAAGAUUUUUCUAUAAAACUGAUGGAUCAUCAACUGAGAGAAAUUUAUCCUGAUAGACCUUCAUCGUAGUAUCUGGUAGACCUUUAUUGUAGUUGUCUGGGUUGUAGCUUUUGUCUUACAUUUCGUUAUUAAUAUUGACUUUGGUUAUAGUCUUUGGCAAUGCUAUAUUUUUUCAUUGAUUAUAAAAAAAAUAUUUUUUUGAUCUUUAUAAGUUAUUUCUGAAAAAUUAAAAUUUGUACUUUUUAACAAAGAAUUUUAAUGACUUUUUAAGCUAAUUGGUUAAACGUUCACGCUGGCGUGUUUACAUUAUUACCUUUAGCUUCUUUUUUUUUUAGCUUGAGAAAAAAAUCUUUUUUUUCAUUAAUAAAAAUUAUAUAAAUAAGAGUUUAUUAUGAAGAGAUGUUUAAAUAUUACUUUUUUAUGUUAUAUUUUAAAACCCAAUGUUCAAGUGUAUAUAAUAUUAGCUCUUAAAAUAUAUAUUUAUUGUGUUA
This is a messenger RNA of Hydra vulgaris (swiftwater hydra), 3371 nucleotides long. Its product is annotated as testis-expressed protein 2. Gene Ontology annotation, molecular function: lipid binding. Gene Ontology annotation, cellular component: endoplasmic reticulum. NCBI's taxonomy places the organism in Eukaryota, Metazoa, Cnidaria, Hydrozoa, Anthoathecata, Hydridae. The record is from RefSeq and is a predicted model, not a curated record.